CUAAUUUUGUCUUCCUCCCGCCUCAGCCUUCGUUUGUUGUUGUUUCGCGCGCCAUUUUCUCGGCGGCGGAGCGGGGCCUGAGGAGGCCAUGGCGCCGCUGCUAGGCCGCAAGCCUUUCCCGUUGGCCAAGCCGCUCUCGCCAACCCCGGGGGAGCCGCCCGAGGAGCGCUUCGUCGUGGCCCACACCCGGGAGGCCUUCCGCUCCAGAGAAGAGUAUGAGGCCCGGCUCGAGAAGUACAACCAGCGGAUAUGGACCUGCAAAAGCACUGGCAGCAGCCAGCUGACCCACAAAGAAGCCUGGGAGGAGGAGCAGGAAGUAGCGGAGCUCUUGAAGGAAGAAUUCCCCAUCUGGUACGAGAAGCUGGUCCUGGAGAUGGUCCACCACAACACCAUCUCCUUGGAGAAACUCGUCGACUCUUCCUGGUUGGAGAUCAUGACUAAGUUUGCGGUGGGAGAAGAGUGCGACUUUGAAGUGGGGAAAGAGAAGCUGCUGCGGGUGAAGGUGCUAACCGUCCAUCCGCUGGAGCAGCCUAUGGAAGAGGAAGCCGCGGCGGCAGCUGCCGCCGAGAAGAAGGCAGAAGGGGCCUGUGACUCCCCCUCCAGCGACAAGGAGAAUUCGGGCCAGGCCUUGCAGGACCUCCAGAAGGAGCCGGCCCUCAAGGAGGAGGACAGCAGGAGGGAGAGCCUGAACGACCGGGCACGCCGAUCCCCUCGGAAGCUCCCGACUUCGCUGAAGAAAGACGAGAGGAAGUGGGUCCCUCCCAAGUUACUGCCCCACAAAUACGAUGUUAAGCUGCAAAACGAAGACAAGAUCAUCAGCAAUGUCCCAGCCGAGAGCCUGGUGCGCACCGAGCGGCCACCCAACAAGGAGAUCCUGCGCUACUUCAUCCGCCACAACGCACUACGGGCCGGGAUGGGUGAGAACGCCCCCUGGGUGGUGGAGGAUGAUCUGGUCAAGAAGUACAGCCUCCCCAGCAAGUUCAGCGACUUCUUGCUUGACCCCUAUAAGUAUUUGACGCUCAACCCUUCGACAAAGCGGAAGAGUGCCUCGUCGUCUGACCGGAAGCCCUCCAAGAAGCCCAAGCCGGGCGACGGCACUUCUCCAGGGCAAGGCCUGAGCCCUUCACUGUGGUGCAGCGUCUCCUUGAAGAAAUCCGCGGGGACACCGCUGAAGCUCAAGAACGCCAAGGCCCCCAAGACCCCUGCUGAGGAGUUGGAGGAAGUGAUGCGCCUGGUGUCAACCGGGAAGCUGGGCCCUGGGAGCGUGACUCGGAAGCGGCUGGGCAAGUCCCAGAAAGGCAAGCGACUCCUGAACGGGCAGAAAGCAGGCGGGAGGUCGCCCCGAAAGGAUGCCUCCUCCUCCAAGACAAAGCUGAAGCAGAUGACGUUGCUGGACAUGGCCACCAAAGGCACGCCAGGCAAGGUCUCUUCCUCAUCGCGGGGCAUGAGGAGUUCGGGCUCGGCCAGCAAACCCUCCAAGCGCCUCCCACCAGCCGCCCUGCACCUCAUCGCCUACUACAGGGAGAACAAGAACCGCGAGGACCGCAAGAGCGCCCUCUCCUGUAUCAUAUCCAAGGCCGCCCGGCUGCUCUCCAGCGAGGAUCGGGCCCGGCUCCCCGAGGAGGUUCGUUGCCUGGUGCAGAAGCGCUAUGAACUCCUCGAGCACCGCAAGAACUGGGCCUCCAUGAGCGAGGAGCAGCGCCAGGAGUUCCUGGCAGAGAAGCGGGAGAAGCUGAAGGAGAAACUGAAGGCCAAAGCUCGGGAGCGGCGAGAGCGGGAGACACGAGAGCGGCUGGAGAAGCAGCGGCGCUUUGAGGACCAGGGCCUCCCGGGGGCACCACUGCCAGCCUUCCGGCUGGUGGACACUCCUGAGGGCCUGCCCAACGCGCUCUUCGGGGACGUGGCCAUGGUGACCGAGUUCCUCAGCUGCUACUCAGGGCUGCUGAUGCCGGACGCCCAAUACCCAAUCACGGCUGCCUCGCUCAUGGAGGCCCUCUGUGCCGAGAAGGGCGGCUUCCUCUACCUGAACCGCAUCCUGGUUGUCCUCCUCCAAACGCUGCUCCAGGACGAGAUUGCCGAGGACUAUCUGGAGCUAGGGAUGAAGCUUUCUGAGAUCCCUCUCACCUUGCACUCUGCCUCGGAGCUGGUGCGCCUCUGCCUGCGUAAGUCGGACGCCCAGGAGGAAAGUGAGGCCUUUGAGAACCACAACAACGCCUCCAACGCCCCAGAGGAGGGCUCGGCCCCAGCCUUCGAGGAUGACGAGGUGCGGGAUGAGUUCCUGGAGAAGCUGGAGGCUGCCGAGUUCUUUGAGCUGAGCUGCGAGGAGAAGCUGCAGAUCCUGGUGGCCCUCUCCCACCGCAUCCUGAUGACCUACUCGGUGCAGGACUACGUGGAGGCCAAGCAGCAGGCCUCGGCCGAGCUCUGGAAGGAGCGGCUGGCCGUGCUCAAGGAGGAGAAUGACAAGAAGCGGGCUGCCAAGCAGAAGCGCAAGGAGAUGGGUGCCACCUCCACUGCUGCCCAGGGCAAGGAAGAGGGCAGCGGCAGCCUGGGCAAGAAGAAGGUGGUGGCUGAGGAGGGCAAGGUGGCCAAAGCUGAGCCCAGGCCCACCGAGCCCGAGGACAUGAUCAGCACUGUCAAGAGCCGGCGGCUGCAAGCCAUCCAGGCCAAGAAGGAGCGGGAGCAGCAGGAGAUGCAGAUGAAGGUGAAACUGGAGCGUGAGGCGGAAGAGGAGCGGGUCCGCAAACACAAGGCUGCGGCCGAGAAGGCCUUCCAGGAUGGCAUCGCCAAGGCCAGGCUGGUCAUGCGAAGGACGCCCAUUGGCACCGACCGUAACCACAACCGGUAUUGGCUGUUCUCUGACGAGGCUCCCGGCCUCUUCAUUGAGAAAGGUUGGGUGCAUGAUGGGAUUGACUAUUGCUUUACGCCUCCUAAGGAGGAAGAAGAAGAAGACGAUGAAGAGGAGGAGGAGGAAGAAGAAGAGGAAGACUACCAGCAAGGUUCCCGACGGGAGGCAUUGACGAAUGUCCCACAUGGCAUCCUGCUGGUCCCAGAGAUCCCUGUGGAGACCACGGUGCCCAAACAGGGGCAAAACCUCUGGUUCCUGUGCGAUAGCCAAAAGGAGCUGGACGAACUUCUGUGCCGCUUGCACCCGCAGGGCAUCCGGGAGAGCCAGUUGCAGGAGCGGCUGCAGAAGCGAUACUCAGACAUUGUGCACUCCAUCCACUUGGCCCGGAAGCAGAAUCUGGGCCUCAAGGCGUGCGACGGCCACCAAGAGCUGCUGAACUUCCUGCGCAGCGACCUCAUCGAAGUGGCCACCCGGCUGCAGAAGGGGGGCCUGGGCUACGUGGGAGAGGGGGAGUUCGAGGACAGGGUGAGCUCGCUGGAGAGCCUGCGGGACUUUGGGGAGUGCGUGGUGGCCCUCCAGGCCAGCGUCAUCAAGAAGUUCCUGCAGGGCUUCAUGGCCCCCAAGCAGAAGCGGAGGAAGCCCGCGGGGGAGGACGCCCUGGCCACAGCUGCAGCCGCUUCCGCCGUCAAGACCGAGGAGGUGGACGAGGAGAAGCGCAUGGCUGAGGAAGCCAAGGUGGCGUCGGCGGUGGAGAAGUGGAAGGGGGCCAUCCGUGAGGCGCAGACCUUCUCCCGGAUGCACGUCUUGCUGGGGAUGCUGGACGCCUGCAUCAAGUGGGACAUGUCGGCCGAGAACGCCCGCUGCAAGGUCUGCCGCAAGAAAGGCGAAGAUGACAAACUCAUCCUGUGCGACGAGUGCAACAAGGCCUUCCACCUUUUCUGCCUGAGGCCUGCCCUCUACGAGAUCCCAGAAGGGGAGUGGCAGUGCCCAGCCUGCCAGCCCUCUGUCGCUCGGCGCAGCUCCCGCGGCAGGAACUACGCCGAAGAUUCUGUGGAAGAGGAGAGUGAGGCUGGCGAGGAGGAAGAGGAGGAAGACGAGGAAGAAGAAGAGGAGGAGGAGGAGGAAGAGGAGGACUAUGAAGUUGCUGGCUUGAAACUGCGGCCCCGCAGAGCAGCCAAGGGCAAGCAGGGGGGCCCGGCUGCCGACCCCCCCAGGCGAGGGCGCCACCAAGGCAGGAAGCGGGCAUCCAAUGCCCCACGGGCCUCGCGACAACAACAGCAAGCAGCUGCCUCCAUCAUUGACACGGACAUCGAUGAGCUGGUACUUCAGACCAAGAAGGUUUCCCGACGCCAGAGCCUGGAGCUGCAGAAGUGCGAGGAGAUCCUCAACAAGCUGAUCAAGUACCGCUUCAGCUGGCCCUUCAGGGAGCCGGUGACCACAGAAGAAGCGGAGGACUACUUUGAGGUUAUUGCUAGCCCCAUGGACUUCCAGACCAUGCAGAGCAAGUGCUCCUGUGGCAGCUACACGUCAGUGGGGGACUUCCUGGCCGACCUCAAGCGGGUCUUCUCCAACGCUGAGGCCUACAACCGCAACGGCAGCCCCAUCCUGGCCUGCCUGGAGAAGACGGAGCAGUGCCUGGCCGACAUGCUGCGCAAGCACCUCCCGGGGCACUCCUACUCCCGGCGGAGGCGCAAGGCCGGCCCCAACGGACUCCCGGGCGCCGGGGAGGAGCAAGCCCACGCCGUUGACAGCGACCCCGAGGCUGGGGAGCACUUGCGCGGGAGGAAGAGGAAGAAAUGAGGAGCAGGCGGGAGCCACACCAAGGAAGGCCCUGCUCCAAAGUGCUUGGCCCCGGGGAAGACGCCAAGCGGUUCCGUAUUUAUACGCUGGGCAAGCACUUAACCCUGCCAGGGCCAUCACCAGCAUCUCUACGUAUGUUUUGGAGGGGCCUCCCCUCCCUUCUCUUUUAUCAGGAAGCCCCCUUCUUUAUUCCACUCUUCUCUCCCCCUUUUUUCCCUUCUUUUCGCCGCCAUUCGUAUACAGAACAAAAAAAAUAACACCCUUUUAAGAUAAAAAACCAUCGUCUCGUACGUACUGUACAGUUUCUAAUGGGGAAAACGUGUUGGCUUUCUAAGAACUGUCUCUUAGACACACCCCAUGUUUCUUGGUCAACCCGUCGCUCCCUUUUUGUAGUCUCUGGACACACACAAGCGCGCACUCUGUGCAUCUUUCGGGCCCGUUUUAGUCCCCCUGCUUUUCUCAAGACGGAUGUUUCUUCUAAUGGGCAACUUCGACGACACAAUAGGACUUAUUCUUUUUUAAAAUGGGUUGUUUUUGUGGGGGGAGGGAGGGAGGCGGGUUCUGCUAAGGGCUGUACUUGUAAUAAAUCAGAAAUACCAAAAAAAGAGAGAUACAUA
This is a messenger RNA of Anolis sagrei ordinatus, 5262 nucleotides long. RefSeq names its product bromodomain adjacent to zinc finger domain 1B (gene BAZ1B). Gene Ontology annotation, biological process: DNA damage response; chromatin remodeling. Gene Ontology annotation, cellular component: WICH complex. The record is from RefSeq and is a predicted model, not a curated record. Gene Ontology annotation, molecular function: histone binding; histone H2AXY142 kinase activity. Lineage: Eukaryota; Metazoa; Chordata; Lepidosauria; Squamata; Anolidae.